CAGGGGAUAUGGUCGCCUGGGAGUACGCUUGAUGAACUGCGGAGAUCAAGUGUACUCCAGAAUUCCCUGCAGGCUCCAGGGAAGUAGAUAAUGAAUCUGAUAUGUUGCUAAUUAAAAAUGUUUUACAUAUAUCACAGGGCAUGAAAAGGUCUGCUGUCACAUUAGGCUUAGUAUCUGAUAUGGAUUGAAAUCCUUGUUGUCAACCCAUUUUUGCCCGUGUUAUUGAUUUAACUGCUCAAAGAGUUUGUCAGGGACUACCUCGAUAGCAGACAUUUGACUGACAGUCUGGAGCUUGGAGACAAGAGAGUACGAGGCAUGGGGUACGAGAAGAAGAGCUGUCACUUUGUCUGCAAGGAUUGGGAGCACCAUAGUGAAGGACAGAAUGAGCAAGACUUGCACCAUUUUACCUCUGGACACCGUGGACACAGUCGACAUAGCAAUAGGAGGCUUCACCAUGAACAAUGUCAUAACAUCGACAACUGUAGACACUCAAACUCGAGGAGCUGCCAAAGAACAAGAUCCACCAGUGUUGAGGAUGACGAGGAGAAUCACCUGAUCUAUCACAAUGGAGACAGGCUGACAGCAAGAUAUGAAAUUGUUGGUACAUUAGGAGAAGGUGCUUUUGGGAAGGUGGUGGAAUGCAUUGAUCAUUCAUUCAAUGACUCUGCUCAUGUGGCAAUGAAGAUCGUAAAAAACAUAGACAGUUACCGUGACGUUGCCAUGUCUGAGGUGGCAAUAUUGGACAAGAUGAAUGACCUCGACUCUGACAGCCAAUAUGCCUGUGUGAGGAUGUUGGACUGGUUCAACCACCAUGGCCAUAUUUGCAUCGUCUUCGAGCUGUUGGGUCUCAGUACAUAUGAACUCCUCCAACAGAACAACUUUCAGCCGUUUCCUGUGGGAAAAAUCCGACAUAUGGCCUACCAGAUCAUCAAAGCUGUCAGGUUUCUACACAAAAACAAGUUGACUCAUACUGAUCUGAAACCGGAGAACAUUCUCUUUGUGGAUUCAGACUUUGCUGUCCUGUACUAUUCAACAAACAAAAGGGAUGAGUGGACCCUGAACGUCCCAGAAGUGAAAGUAGUCGACUUUGGGAAUGCAACAUUUGACCAUGAGUUCCAUGCACCUGUGGUGUCCACCCGCCAUUACCGUGCUCCAGAGGUCAUUCUAGAGUUAGGAUGGAAUCAGGCGUGUGAUGUCUGGAGUCUGGGCUGCAUUCUCAUGGAGUAUUAUCUUGGAGUAACACUCUUCCUGACACACAGCAAUAGAGAGCACCUGGCCAUGAUGGAGCGGGUCCUUGGUCCCAUCCCCACACACCUCCUGCAGAAAACCAGGAGGAGGGAUUAUGUCCAUCGCAAUCGAUUGGCUUGGGAUGUGCGAAGGUCUUCAGGAAGAUACGUCAGAAAACACUGCAAACCACUCAAGGAAUACAUGAGCUCCAGAGGCCCGGAGCACCAGCAGCUUUUUGAUCUCGUCCAAAGGAUGCUGGAGUAUGACGUGACCGAGCGCAUCACCCUCAAUGAGGCUCUGUCACAUCCCUUUUUUAAAAACUUAAGGAAAGGUCUUAAAUAAAGGCUCCCCAGCGUGACAUACAGUAUGAUUAACUUGACAAGUGACAUUAGAUAUAUCCUCUUAGACGUGGAGAGUCCUCCGAGAGGCUGAGAGUUUUUGAGUUUGAGCCUAAAGGCUUUUUUUAAAUAACAGUGUUUUAAUGCUGAAAGAAAAUGGGUGUCCUGCAAGAAAGGAUGUUUAUCCUGUUCAGUUGUCUGAAUUCUUACAUUUAAUGAAUGCUCUAAAGAUUUGUGGCAUUAGUUUUUACUGGACUGUGGACUGUGACCGUGAAAAACUUUGCAAUAAAUAGCCAAAUUCAGUUAAUUCAUUUUUUUUCUGUGAGACAGUGGAUGGGUUAUGUUUAUG
This is a messenger RNA of Clupea harengus (Atlantic herring), 1914 nucleotides long. RefSeq names its product dual specificity protein kinase CLK4-like. The record is from RefSeq and is a predicted model, not a curated record. Gene Ontology annotation, cellular component: nucleus. Gene Ontology annotation, molecular function: ATP binding; protein serine/threonine kinase activity; protein tyrosine kinase activity. Gene Ontology annotation, biological process: regulation of RNA splicing; peptidyl-tyrosine phosphorylation. Lineage: Eukaryota; Metazoa; Chordata; Actinopteri; Clupeiformes; Clupeidae.